Spodoptera exigua (beet armyworm) is the source of this 1351-nucleotide messenger RNA. Lineage: Eukaryota; Metazoa; Arthropoda; Insecta; Lepidoptera; Noctuidae. The record is from the annotation of a GenBank genome assembly.
CUGGGUUGAUUCCUCAGAAAUUGAUAGUUUGCUACUGUUUACUUACUUGAAUUUACUGAAAUAAUAAUUCAAAAUACUCAUGGCUUCUAAUAACAAAAUAGAUAUUGGUUUCUUAGAAGAAAAGAGCAACUGGCUUUUACAUCCUAAGUAUUUUCCCAGCAAAGUAGGUGGGAAACCAGCAUGGUUGAAUUUACAAGAUCUACCGAGCCCUAACGAAUUAAGUUGUAAAAAAUGCGACGAACCUUUGGUGUUUUUAUGUCAGAUUUACGCUCCGUAUGAGGAAUCCGAUGAUGCUUUUCACAGGACUAUAUUUUUGUUUAUAUGCAGAAAUGGAUCUUGUUGUCAAAUAAAUAGUUCUGAUAACUUAAAAGUAUUGCGAUGCCAGCUUCCAAGGAAGAAUGAUUUUUACUCUUUCGAACCAUAUGAAGAGAUAGAAAGUGAAGACUUUCCAAUGGACAAGUGGCCUCGCUUAUGCAACCUCUGUGGUUGUAAAGGACCUUCACAUUGUUCCAAAUGCAAGAAAACAUACUAUUGCAGUCGUAAACAUCAAAUUUUAGACUGGCAAAAAGGUCAUAAACAAAUCUGUCCUGAAUUACAGACUGCUGAUGUCAAGCCAAAUAAUUUUAUAGUAACAGAGUCUGGGAAAUCAGUACUAUUCAAGGAAUGGGAACUUAUAGUUGAUGAAGAGGAUGAGGAAGACCCUAAAGAUGUGAAUAUAAAUGAAGAAAUGGAAAAGUUGCAAAAGUUGAUGCAGGAGAAAAAAGCUGGCACACUGAGCAAUGUGAGUGAAGAUGAACUGGAACAAUACACUAAAACAAUGCCUGAAGAUAAAGUGUUUAACAAAUUCAGUAAGAGAGUAGCAAGGCAUCCAGACCAAGUAUUGAGGUAUGAUAGAGGAGGACAUCCUCUAUGGAUUACUGGGAAUUCUGGUAACAGCAUUGUUAAUGUUCCCAACUGUCAGUAUUGCAAUGAGGAAAGACAAUUUGAAUUCCAAAUAAUGCCACAACUCCUAAACUUUAUUGGUGUUGGAAUAGAAGUAAACAGCAUUGACUGGGGUGUACUUGUAGUGUACACCUGUAAAUCAAGCUGUUCUGAAGGACCAGCAUAUAAAGAGGAAAUAAUUAUAAAACAAGAUUUGUCAAGUUAAAAAUUAUAAUACACUAAAAACUAUGUAAAUAAACUUAUAAUUAUAACAAAUUACUAUUACUUUUCUUUAGCAGGUUUACCAUAUUCUUCUGCAAGGUAUGUCAUCAAAUCAUUUAGACCAGUAAAUUCUGUUCUAGAUUUAGGCGGAUUGUUCUUUGGUAACACUGGUAACAUGUUACCCAUUUUCACUCUAAAGUCCUUCAAC